This is a messenger RNA of Serpula lacrymans var. lacrymans S7.9, 159 nucleotides long. RefSeq lists its product as uncharacterized. The transcript has 3 exons. NCBI's taxonomy places the organism in Eukaryota, Fungi, Basidiomycota, Agaricomycetes, Boletales, Serpulaceae. Bases 1 to 159 code for a protein of 52 amino acids. The record is from RefSeq and is a predicted model, not a curated record.
AUGCCUAACAACGUAAUAUAUCUUGCACUGUACCAAUUCAUCAAUAACCUUUAUGCGAACUCUUUAUUAGCUACUCUUAAUGCGCGAGAAUCGCUUAGAGAAGUCCCGACAUCAUCAACUAACAUUCUUUCGCAGGGUGUUGCUUUGUCGGAUUUCUGA